AUGUCGACUAAAGAACUACGUCGUCUUCUCUCUUCUACACUUUCCCAACGUCAAGCUUCUGCCUCUACUUCCACUAAAAUAACGCACCCCUUUGCAAAAUAUGAAAAUAAUAAACUGAGUUGCAUCGUAUGCUCUUCUACCGUCAAAAAUGAUACUAUAUGGAAUGUGCAUCUUAAUAGCGCGGGACAUAAGGAGCAACUGAAAAAGUUGAAAGAGAUCAAAGAAAGAGUGAAAAGGAGUGGUGAAGUUGGUCAGACUACAACAACCAAAGAAACAAAAGAGAGUUUUAGCACGAUAGAUCAAGUCGAGAAGAAGAGACCAGCUAGUAGUUUGGAAAGCACGAAAACGGUAAAAGGUGGGGGAGUAAGGUCUUCAUUGGUUGAAUAUGACGAGGACGAUGACGAUGAAGAGAAAGAAGAGAGCAAACAAGAGGAACCGAAAGUUAAAAGAGUGAAAUUUGCAAUCGAUGAAGAGAAAUCAAGUAUCGCUUUACCUCCCGAUUUCUUUGAUGACUCGGAGCAAAUGGAUUACGAAAUAAAUGAUGAUGAGCAGGUUGAUGAAUUUUCAUCCUCAGAACAACUUGCCUCUUUACAUAUAGAUUCUUCCUCACCUCAAGAAGACGAUACAUCUGAACUUGAGACUAAAACAAAAUCAUCACAAAAAGCCGAGCCCGUUAUUUCCGAGUCUUCCGUAUUACCGGAUGACUUUUUUGAUAAUCCAAAGAAAUCUUUAGGUUCAUCCUCGUCAUCGUUAGGAAAUAACGAGAAAAAUCAAUCGGCAGAAAUUGACGAAGAAGAAUGGCAACUUUUUCAACGGCUCAUUUCUAAAGAAACACAAGUCUCUAAUAAGAUUGCCGAUGCCGAUGAAGAAGAAUUGCAGCGUGAUCGAGAUGAAAUGCAGGAAAGAGAACAAGAAAUCCACUACUUCUUCUAG
Molecule: messenger RNA, 933 nt
Organism: Ambispora leptoticha
Lineage: Eukaryota; Fungi; Glomeromycota; Glomeromycetes; Archaeosporales; Ambisporaceae
Source: the annotation of a GenBank genome assembly